Molecule: messenger RNA, 2160 nt
Organism: Marmota flaviventris (yellow-bellied marmot)
Lineage: Eukaryota; Metazoa; Chordata; Mammalia; Rodentia; Sciuridae
Gene: Rad52
Product: RAD52 homolog, DNA repair protein
Biological process (GO): DNA recombinase assembly; double-strand break repair via homologous recombination; mitotic recombination
Cellular component (GO): nucleus
Source: RefSeq, a predicted model, not a curated record
UUCGCCAAACUCUACAAGGGCCCCUCUAGAGUUUGAACCUUCUUCCCAGGGUCCCUUGCAACUCUUUCCCAGUCUCCUUUGCCAGCUUGUCCAACCUUCUUUCCAUUUGCUUAUAGUCCAGACCAAGUUCCCCGGGUGCACCGCGCGCUGCACGGGGCGCGAAGCAGAGGUGGCGGGAAAGGAGAGUGAAGAGAGAAGCAAGUUUAAGUCAACUCAAGGGUGCAUUUCCAAGUUGGCCACCCCUUGGUAACAAGUACAACUGAUUGCUUGACCUAAAGCUGUCUCCCAGGAGGAUGUAUAAAGUACUGCAUCCAGGACAAUACACCAAGAGAAUUUACCCCUCAGCUUCUGUAUUGUCAUUGGAGAAAGAUUUGUCUCAUGGUACAUUAACUCCCUGGAGCAUCCAAAUUGUGUGUAGAUGGAGUCCCUUUGUGUUGUCCUGGGCUCAAGUGAUCCACCUGCCUUAACCUCCUGAGGAGCUGGAACUGCAGGUGUACACCACACAGUCAGCUACAAUGUGAAGAUUUGAUAUACAUUGUGAAGUGAUUACAAGUAAUCAAGAAGCUAACCAGAAUCAACAUGUCUGCGACCGAGGAAACAAAUCAUGGAGGGCAUGACAGCCAUCUUCCUGUUGGUGGCAACUCUGUAUUGUGCUUUGGACAGUGCCAGUACACAGCAGAAGAGUACCAGGCCAUCCAGAGUGCUCUGAGGCAGAGGCUGGGCCCGGAAUACAUAAGUAGCCGCAUGGCUGGAGGAGGCCAGAAGGUGUGUUACAUUGAAGGUCACAAGGUAAUUAGUCUGGCCAAUGAAAUGUUUGGUUACAAUGGCUGGGCGCACUCCAUCACACAGCAGAAUGUGGAUUUUGUUGACCUCAACAAUGGCAAGUUCUACGUGGGAGUCUGUGCAUUUGUGAGGGUGCAGUUAAAGGAUGGUUCAUAUCAUGAAGAUGUGGGUUAUGGUGUUAGUGAGGGCCUCAAGUCAAAGGCCUUGUCUUUGGAGAAGGCCAGGAAAGAGGCAGUGACGGAUGGGCUAAAGCGAGCACUCAGGAGUUUUGGGAAUGCGCUUGGAAAUUGUAUUCUGGACAAAGACUAUCUGAGGUCAUUAAAUAAGCUUCCACGCCAGUUGCCUCAUGAAAUGGAUUUAACUAAAGCAAAGAGACAAGAUUUUGAACCAUCUGUGGAACAGGCAAGAUAUAACAGCUGUCUACUGAAUAGGGCUGUGGGACCUUCAAAACCACAGAAGGUGACCUCUCCAUGCAGACCAAGCCACUUGGAUGAUCCCCACAUUGUGCUCCAGGGGGACAAGGCCAGCAGUUCCCGAUGCAGAAGCCCGACACCCUGCACCGCGGAGAGUGAUGCCACAUACCAGCGGAAGCUCCGGCAGCAGCAGCUGCAGCGGCAGUUCCGGGAGCAAAUGGAGAAGCAGCCACGUGCUCAGAUGCCUGCUCCAGAGGUUGAGAAGAGGAGUGAGGCAGCACUUCCUGCCCGCCCUUUGACGCACAGCACCCCUAUAACUGACACAGAGCCACUCAAGGAGAAAGUUUUCCUUGCAGAGAACCUUGAAGACAAUCUUGAAAUGUGGGAUCUGACUCCAGAUUUAGAGGACAUUGUCAAGCCCUUAUCUAGACCAGAUCCACCCCAGACCUCUGCCACCCGAGUCCUGAACAAUCAGGACAGGAUGCCACACAGCGAUCUUCACCAGAAGCCACAAGAAAAAUCUGGAUUCUGGCACCCAGAGACUUACAGCACUAACCAGCAUGUAACACGUAGCAGUGCGAUGUGUUUAGGAAACUCUGAAUCUCAUAGGAAGAGCCAGGACAUGAAGAAAAGGAAAUUGGAUCCAUCUUAAAUGACUCAGGACCUACUUGGACUGUGACAAAGGGACUUUGGAAAACUGCUUUUUGGUCUUGAAAUUAUUCGUCAUUCCUGGGGAAUGAACUUGAUUUCCAAGGAUUACCUUGAUUCAUUUUGAACCUUUUCAGAGGACUUGACUGUUAAGCCUACUACAGAGAAAGAUGAGCACUUUGAAAAAGUCUGUCACGUGCUGCAGUAGGGAGGCCAAGGACAGAUGAAAUACCCGUCUUUUGACUCUUCAGGCUUUUUCCUCUUUACUCCUAAGCUAUUUAAUGUUAAUAAAGGUAGACAUUUUAGGACUCGCUAA